Bactrocera latifrons is the source of this 527-nucleotide messenger RNA. RefSeq lists its product as uncharacterized. The record is from RefSeq and is a predicted model, not a curated record. The transcript has 2 exons. Bases 48 to 407 code for a protein of 119 amino acids. NCBI's taxonomy places the organism in Eukaryota, Metazoa, Arthropoda, Insecta, Diptera, Tephritidae.
GCCAGUGAGUGUUUAAACCAGUAAAAAACGGUAUAUAGUUUUGGAAGAUGUCUAGUCGUAAAAUUUCGCUUCUUUUGUUGGUGGCAUAUUCCAUAGCAUUAAUACACGCACGGCCUAAUGAAAAGCUUGCUGCGCGGCUUUCACGUCUCUACUUGGAUCCAGCGAAUGACGAACGCUUCAAUGAUAUCGAACGGUUCAACGGCGACGAAGUGCAGUAUUCCGCCAGAAAGGAUAUGGUGGAUGAAGAAGUAGUCUUACAGAUUAUGGAUGUGUCCACCAAAAAAAAUGAUGAAAUUGAGGCUCUCAACCAAAGUGCCGAAAUAGAGGAGGGACUAACGCGUUCGAUGGUUUCUUCGAUAUUCAGAUUUAUGGCCAAUGUGAUGGGACCCUUUAUACAUAGAUUGUAAUAAUUAAAUACACAAGUGUAUAUGUAUAUGUAUGCAAUAUUUUUUUAACAAACUUCGGGGCAAAAUGUCUUUGGCCUUCGUUUUUUGAAUUUUUUACAUUAAUAAACAUCGAAAUUUGUA